AUGGCCCCUUCAUCUUUUACUGGUCUGUGUAAAAAUUUAGUUAGAGAUGGAGGUCUUAGACCAACACUUCAAGUUACAAUUGAAGAACAAGUUGCAAAAACACUGUACUUGUUAGCACAUAAUGUGACAAAUCGUGAGCUCUCUUUCAUCUUUCGACGAUCUGGAGAGUCGGAUUGUAUUAGUGCAAUUGAUGGAACACAUAUACGUGUUAAAGUUUCACAACAUGAAGCACCAAAAUUCUGUGUGAGGAAAGAUUAUCCAACUCAAAAUGUACUAGCUGCAUGUACAUUUGAUUUAAAAUUUACAUAUGUGUUAGCUGGGGGGGAAGGAAAAUUCUACCUUGUUGAUGCUGGACUUAUGUUGGAAAGUAGGCUUAUUACACCUUAUAGGGGGGAGCAAUACCACUUGAAAGAGUAUUCAAGAAAUAAUCCACCUCGAAAUUCUCGUGAAUUAUUUAAUUUACGACAUUCUUCUUUUCGUAAUGCUAGAGAACGUGCAUUUGGAUUUCUUAAACAGAAAUUUCCUAUAAUUUCUAGCUCAACUAAGUCGUCAUAUGGAAUUGAAACUCAAAAGUUGAUUAAAUUUGCAUGUUGUAUCCUACACAACUAUUUAAGAGGUGUAGAAUCAAAUGAUAAGUUACUCGCUCAAGUUGAUGCAGAGCUUAUGAAUGAUGAUAACACUGUACAUGAAGAACCUCCAAAUUCUAGAGAAAGUAACGAAGAGUUUAGGAAAGGGGAAUUGAUUCGAGAUGGCAUAGCAACUGCCAUGUGGGAUAAUUAUCAAGAUUAA
Messenger RNA from Capsicum annuum, 789 nucleotides. RefSeq lists its product as uncharacterized. The transcript is spliced from 3 exons. The record is from RefSeq and is a predicted model, not a curated record. Bases 1 to 789 code for a protein of 262 amino acids. Lineage: Eukaryota; Viridiplantae; Streptophyta; Magnoliopsida; Solanales; Solanaceae.